Messenger RNA from Vicia villosa (hairy vetch), 13015 nucleotides. RefSeq lists its product as uncharacterized. Bases 10466 to 11425 code for a protein of 319 amino acids. NCBI's taxonomy places the organism in Eukaryota, Viridiplantae, Streptophyta, Magnoliopsida, Fabales, Fabaceae. The transcript has 2 exons. The record is from RefSeq and is a predicted model, not a curated record.
UCUUCAGGUAUGUGUGCAUGUGUAUAAAACUUUUCUCUACUUCUUUAUAGACUUGUUGCUUUUUAUAUUAGCUAGUAUAUAUAACAAGUUUUAAAUAAAGUUGUACCUAAUAAUUACUAUAUAAAUAAAGCUGAAGAAAAAGAAAAAACAACCCAGCUUGAUAUCAUAAACACAUAUCAAGAAGUAUCUGGUCAAAAGAUCAAUUUCAACAAAUUAAAGAUGAUGUUCAGUAGAUAGCGAGGAUAAAAAUUAAACAAUUGAUGGCCAAUUUUUGAUGGGGAGAUAGUGAGGAUAAAAAGAAAAUUCACUGGCAGAAUUGGGAAAAGCUAAGUAAACCUAAUUUGGAAGUAGGUAUGAACAUUAGAACUUUGAGGUGGAAACCCUUCCUAGUAUAAAACCCCAAUAUGAAUAUGAGAUGAGGCCCAAUUAAUAAUAUUUGGUUUUUUGGUUUAAGCAAAUUAUAAACAAAUGUUUAGUGAUAACCUUUUUUAAAGGGUGUUUAUAAUUACAAAUAUAGAGAAUAAAUAAUUAAAUAUUAUUUUAAGUGUUUUAAGUAUUUUAUUAUUAUAAUAUUUAAGGUACUAAAAGUAUGUGAAAAUUGUAAAAUAAAAUUUGAGAACCACUUUAUCUUAUAAGAAAAGGCAUUAAUAGAUUUUUAUUAAAAACUGUUGAUUUAUAUGUAUAAGACUUUUUAUAUUAGAUUUAAUAUUUUUUUGUCACAUAUUAGAUUUAAUAUAUGUAUAAUACUUUUUAUAUUAGAUUUAAUAUUUUUUAAAGACUUGAGAGAUCAAUAAAAUACUUUUUAAAUUAAGCAACAAAAAUGAAUAUCAAAGUUAAUAUAAAGGACCAAAAAAAUUAAACCUUUAUAUAAAGACAUUAAUAAAAAAAAAUACAAACUAUUAGAGAUUAAACUCUAAAUGAACAACUUACACCAUCUAUCUCAACUAGAAUAUACUGGUUGAAAUAUCUCCGCAACCUUAAAAAAAUUGAAAUUGUUAGAAAUUAAACUUUGAUCAAUAGUUUUACACCCAUCUAAUUCAAUUAACACGAAAUAAGUUAAAUAAAAUUUAAUAUAAAUAGAUUUUAGAAUUUUGAUAAAAAAUGAUAUGUUUUAUAGUCCCUAAAAUAUAGAAAACUUGUUUGUAAUAUUGGCCUUUAAAGUACUUAUUAGUAUAGUGUUAAAUUUGUAAAAGGGUCUUACGAGAGCGGGAGAUGUACCGCCCUUAGGAAGGGCCACAAUCAUGUGUCGCCCUUGGGGAGGUAUCGCCUUGCCCCAAUAUUUUCCUCUCGCCCGAUACUGGGAAACGUGGGAUAAGACGUUCCACGAGGGUCAACAACUGACCCACGUUUUCCUAGCCAAUAGGGAUUCAAUGUUCUACCAUACAUCAUAAUAUACCUACUAAGGCCUCUGCCUUUACAUGGGUAACAUGCACACCUGUACUUUUUGACCAGUGCAGUGGCGCCCACGAUGGGGCUCUAGAAAAACUAACCUGAGUCACGCCUCUCUCAUUCUCACCAUUCCACCACCCCUCCGAAGAUAGCUGACAAAACUCUAUGCUUUAAUAUAAACAUCAUAGCCAGAGGUUUGUUUAGUGGAGGUAGCUCUAGCUCCUCCUGAAACAAAAAUGAAAGGCGGAUGCUUGUUACAAGUGUAAUAUCUUCUGGUUUCCCCAUGAGAGCCCAUGGGGAAAUAGGAGUUAACAUCACCUUUUUCAACAAGGAAGACGUUGGAGUCAACCCUUAUGAUAAUGACCCUAUGGUCAUCAGUGUGCAAUAUGGCAACUAGGAUAUCAAGCGAGUCUUGAUUGAUCUUGGUAGCUCUACGGAUGCCUUGCUCUAUAACUCUUUCCAAAAACAACAACUCAAUCCCAAUAACAUCAAAGUGUUUAGUGGCUCAUUAAUAGGACAGUUAAGUGAGAUGGUACAAGUAAGGGUCCAUGUGACCCUAGAGACUACAUGUGAUCCUAGAAACUUCAUGUGCUAAGUGCGAGAACUUUAAGGAGAUUGACGUUAUAUACAUCAUUUUGGAUGCCAUGAAACCAUAUAACUUCAUCUUGGGAUGAACCGCCAUCAAUUCACUAGGGGAUCUUAUUUCCACUCUGUACUUAUUCCUAAAAUACCUGCUGCCUGAAAGAUGAAUUGGUACAAUUUAAGAAGACCAGCAGAUCACUCAACAAUGUUACUAGAGUACUAUGGCGACAAAGAGGUAAGAGCUCUCCCUUGUUUGCGCCCCAUUUUCUAAAGUUCCAAAUACAGACCUCGAUUGUUAGGAUCACAUGUUGGACGAAGAUUUUGGAAGGCUCACGCCCACAAAGCACUUAAAGGAGGUUCAGUUCUUCCCUUUGCUUCACCAAGUGACCAAGAUAGAUACUUCUCUUAUCGAGGAAGAAGAACACGAGCUAGUCACCAAGUCGUUAAAAACAUCAACUUGUUUUCCUGGGCCUUUGUGGACAUGCUUGGAAUAGACACUAGGGCGGUGAGCCACUGCCUAGCCAUCCACCCCUCUGUCAAACUAGUAGUCUAGAGGAUGCGAAAAAUUGGCGAGGAGAAGAGGGUCUCCAUUGACGAGGAAUUAGGAAAGCUAUUUAAUGUCGAGUUCAUUACAAAAAAAACCCAACCUAGCUAGCCAAAAUGGUUUUGGUAAUAAAAUCAAACAAAAAAUGGCACAUGUGUAUGGACUUCACUGACAUAAACACCGCAUGUCCAAAGGAACUGUAUCAACUACUAGGCAUUGAUCUCCUUAUCUACAGAUCCUCAUGAUACCGCAUGUUAAGAUUCAUGGAUGCAUACUCAUGGUAUAACUAGAUCUGGAUGGAUCCACCGCCUACACCUAACACAACCUUCAUCUUGACUCAUGGAAAAUAAUACUACAAUGUCAUGCCUUUUGGCCUCAAGAAUGCUAGCGCCACAUACCAGCGACUCGUGGAUGAUGCGUUUGUCUAUCAAAUAGGGCAUAACAUGAAGGGCUACAUAGACGAAGUGAUAUUGAAAACUAUUGAAAGGCUCAACCAUGCUGAAGACUCGGGGGAUGUCCUAUAGCUAGUCUGAAAAUAUGAUAUGCGCCCAAAUUCUGCCAAGUGCUCUUUUAGAGUUCAAGCUAGAAAAUUCUUGGGGUUCAAGCAAACGAAAAAGAGGCAUUGAGGCCAAUUUGAAUAAAUGUCAGAAAUUCAUGACCAUGAUAAGCCUUAUAAACGUCAAAGAAGUAUAACAGCUUACAGGUCACCUCACUGCCUUAUACCGCUUCCUCUUGUGCGUAAGCGACAAAGCCUUCCUUAUUUUUUCUGCCCUGAAGAAGAAAGAGAAGUUCGAAUGGACUGCUGAGUUUGAAGAGGCUUACUUAAAGGUGAAGGCUUUCCUCUCAUCACCUUACAUCCUCACUCGCUUGAGAUAAGAGUCACUACUGCGCCUCUAUCUCUUGGUUAUAGAUUAAGCGAUAAGCUGAGUCCUCGUCCAGGAGACUGACAAGGAAAAAAGGCCCGAGUAUUUCAUAAUAAAGAUCAUCAAAGGCACUAAAACACGUUAUUAGAAGAUUAAGAACCUGGCACUUGUUAUUGUCUUCACGUUGAGGAAGUUGAUACCUUAUUUUCAGAACCACAAGAUGUUUAUUAAAACCAACUAUCAUGUUCGAUAACUCUUGAAGAAUAUGAAAUCCAAUAUGUCCCGGGGGAAGCAUUUAAUCACAUGCUCUGGAAGAUUUUAUGGCCUAAUUAAACUCCCUUGUAGACGAGGAAAUGCCCUUAGAGUAAGCGCUAUCAAUUGAUUGCAUCUCGAUUAUGAAAGGGAGCGUCGCUAAGAUAGUCUUGGAGGGAGUUGGCGACAUACCCAUCGAGCAAGCGAUGAAGUUCAAGUUCAACGCUAACAACAAUCAGACACAGUAAGAGGCCCUUAUUAUUGGCAUGGUUCUCGCCUUUUAGGUGAGAGCUUCCAGACUGAAAGCCCAUAACAACUCCCAAUUAGUCUCUUACCAAGUCUCGGGAAAUAUCAGACAAAAGAGUCCCAUCUAAUAAAAUAUCUGUAAAAGGUAAGAAGUUUAUCCUCUCGUUUUACUUCCUUUGAAAUAAAACAUGUUCCCCGCAAACACAACUUCAGAGCAAACCUUAUGUUCAAGUUUGCCACCUCGAAGACAACAAGGUUUAACAUAACACUAACCCAAGAGACUAAUGCCUCCCUUAGCAUUAAGGCGAGUGAGGUAUACUCCCUAGAAGUUGUCCCUGAGUCUAGCCAGAUGUCGCCCAUAGCGUUCAUGUAGGCGGAUGAAUUUCCACUAGUUGAUGAGGAAGCAAGUAGAAUUCGAAAGCAAACUACUAAGUACACUUUUCUCUCAAGAAAACUUUAUAAAACAUGGAGAGUUUAUCCCAUGAUACGGUGCCUGGGCGACCAGGAAACCACCCUUGUACUCGCAAAAGUACAUAAAAGAGAUUACAUCAAUCACAUUGAUGGAAAAACCCUUACCGACAAGCUGCUAAGGAAGGGAUAUUAUUGUCCUACUUUAAUGACGGAUAUCGUUGCCUUCAUCAAGAAGUGAGACCAGUGUUAAAUUCUCUACCACCAAGGAAACUCCGUUUUCCAUGGUAUAUGAAGUGGACCCCAUGCUGCUUAUGGAUAUUGACACACCCUCGUAGCGAUGAUACCAAUUUUAUCAAGAGGUAUACAACGCCAGAUCGGAAUAUGUGGUGAACCCGAUCGAUGAAUUGAGAGAAGUCUCCCAUGUUCGAGAAUUCACAUCCAAGUACAGAGCCGCCAAAAGAUAUAACUCCAAGGCCAAUCUAAGGGAGAUGCAAGAUGGAGACUUGGACUUAAAGUAGGUGAUCCUGUCGGCAGAUCAAGGAAAACUAAAACCCAAUUAGGAAGGGCCAUAUCGCAUAUUCAAGAAGCUUCAUCACGAGGCAUACAAGAUGCAACUUUUAGAGGGGGCAAAUCCUAUCCAGAACCUAUAACACUCUCAAUCUAAAGUAUUAUUAUAGUUAGGCUGUUGUAGUUUCUUAGCAGACAUGAUUAGUUAUUUAUGAACAAUUUUCAUAAUAUUUAUGACUAAUAAGGAUAUCUUUCAAUGCUUUAUGUUGGACUUCAUGAUGAAGAUAUUUGUCGCCUUUUAAGGCAACGUUUUGUAAGUUGGACUUCAUGGAGAAGAUCCUUUCCGCCUCUUAAGGCAAUAAUUUGUAUGUUGGACUUCAUGAUGAAAAUCCUUUUUGCAUAUUAAGGUAAUAUUUUGUAUGUUGGACUCCAUAGUGGAGAUUCUUGUCGCCUCUCAAGGUAAUACAAAUAAGUUAUCUAGCUCAUCUCCUAAGGGACUUAGAGUUUCCUCGGGCGAGGCCAAGACAUAUAAAUCUCUCCCAAGAGGCACUACGAAGUCUUUCGUAAGAGACUUAAUCUUAAUUCUUGUAUAAAGGCUUGAUAGAAGUCUCACCUAAGAGGGUAAAUGACUCACCCGAAGGACUUAUUGUCUCAUCAGUCAAGCAUCACAUAACUUCAUAUGAGGGUCUAAGAUCCCCAAGAUAUCUUAAUCCUUUCUGAAGGGACUUAGAGUAUUCUCAAGUGGUACCUAGAAGUAUAAAUUAUGCCCCAAGGGCGUGUUUGAAGUCUUGCCUAAGAGACUUAGUCUUAAGUAUUUCUCGAGGGCUUAUUAGACGUCUAACCUUAGAGGUUCAAUUCCUUGGUUGAAGGACUUAUUGUCUCAUCAAUCGGGCUUCACAUAACUUCGUAUGAGGGACUAAGAUCCCUAGGCUAUAUAACUCCUCACCUGAGGGACUUAGAGUUUUCUCGGGUGGGACAAAGAUAUAGAGAUUUCGCCCAAGAGGUAUAGCUUAAAUGUUGCCUAAGAGGCUCAGUCUUAAGUCUUGUUUGAGGUUUUGAUAAAAGUCUCACCUAAGAGGAUCAAUGCCUCAUCUGAAGGACUUACUGUCUCAUCGGUCAAGCUUCACAUAACUUUGUAUGAGGGACUACGAUCCCCAGGCUAUCUAAAUCCUCGUUUGAGGGACUUAGAGUUUUCUCUGAUGAGACUAAGACAUAUAAAUCUCUCCUAAGAGGUGUGACCGAAUGUCAUACCCCAAAAUUUGCCCACUAUAUUUCAAGAUAGUUGGGCUCAGAUAGUCUCCACAGGCUCAUACAAUCUCUAACUGAAAGCAUGAUUCAUUCUCCUCCUAAGCAAUAAAGGCCAAAACUAGGGUUUGAACUUUCUCAAGGUUAAAUCAAAAUCUAAGAUCUCAAGUGGGCUCCAUGGCCUCUCAUAUGCCUCAAAGGACUCUCAUGCCAAAUUUCAAGCCUUUAUUCACAGGAUUGCUCACUCAAUUGCUCAAAUGAUCAACAAUCGAUUAGUUUAACCUAAAAGUCAACUAUGGUCAAAACACAGUCAAAACUCCUGAUUUUUGGGCAACAUCAACAUUUUCAUGUUAUAUUCAUCAUUUGAUCAAAAUUUGAUCAUGAUUCAUCAGGAAAAAGGUCCAAAAUCAUCAAAAGAGGAAGUUACUAAAUUAAGGUUUUAAGGUGAAAGUCAACUGAACUUUGACUGAUCAUAACUCUCGCAUAGUUCAUCAAAAAUUGCCCAACCAAAGCCUAUUCUCAAGUAAAUUUCAUUAUCUACAACUUUGAUGUUGGGUCCAAAGUCAAGAAAUGCACCAGUUGAAAGAUACAAGCUAAUACAUUAUAGGUCCUUUUGAAAGACAACAAAAAGACAUUUUUUCUCAAAGGAUGGUAAAUGAACAUGGUAAACUCAAUGAAGGUGAAACCAAAAGGAUCUUUCAGAAGACUCUUUGAGCUUUCUAAAAUGUACAAGAACACCUUCAUAUGAUAAAAAAUGAGGGAGAUAUGAUUGGUACAAGUUGGUCGAUUUUCAAGAAAAGUGUGAAAACCUAAGUGGCCAAAUUCAAAGUUUUGAGCAAUGGGCCAUAAUUUGUGAAUCACCCACAAAAUUCCAAGCUUAUUAAAGGCCCAUAUGUCAUUUGGAUAUUUAUUUUAUGAUUUUAUUUAUUUAUUUUUGGAUUUAUUCAUUUUAAAUUUACUAUAAAUCAAAUAAAAUCAAAAUAAAAUAAAAUCAAAUCACACAAAAACUUUCCAUUCAUGUAAAAGUGUCCAAGUACAUCCCAUGGCCUCAUUUACACGUGAAAAAAAGGGCAUCAAAAUAGGAUUCAAUUGGAAAAAGGAAGGUUUUCAUACAUAUUCAAAACAAAAUAUUUUUCAAUAAAAUCUCUUGAUCUUUCUCUAAUCUUUUGACCUAAUUUCGUCCCAUAUAUAAUCAUAAGAGUGCAGCCUCACAAAGGGAUGAAAAAACCCUAGCCACCACAAGCGCUUCAAACUAGCAAAAAUCUCAAAGAACUUAAAAAUUUCGUGCUCCUAGUUGAAGUCUUUUUCGAGAGCAAAUAACCAUCAGGAUCUCUUCAGCAGGUAAUAUAGAUUGUCAAUGGAUGAUUAAUGCAGCCCCAUGACGUGUGGAGCGUUGGUCUCAUAUUCAUGUUAUUUCCAUGCAUAUUUUAUUUUCGUUUACCAUGUUUUUGUGCAUAAUAAUUAAAUCUAAUGCUUUCUUUGAGUUUAUGGUGAUGUCUGGAUAAGCUUAGAACUAUUAAACCGAAGCUUAGAUGCACGAAUCAAAAUCCACCAUGCUUAGGGCAAAACGUGUGGAGCUCUCGUUUUUCAUGCUACAUGCCAUGUUAGCAAAAACUAAGUGCACCAAUGAACUCAGAGGACAUUUUUAUGUCGAUCUGGGUCCUUUUGUUAUUUUCCUAACAUUAUUUUAUUGAGCUUCAAAUUUUUGUAAAACAAGAAAGGAAAAUUCGCAGGUAAAAUCCUAGGUGAAAUGACAAGAGAAUCCGCAGGUAUCGAGGUAGGGGAAGAUGAAUAGUACCCCUGGAAGAUUGACCAACACGCGUGGCCAGUGAACACAUUAUGAUUGGCUGUUCAACGCUUAACAUAUGCAUAUGGGUUGGCGUGAGAAGGAAGUGGUAACCUUGGGAUGCUUGGUUCGAUUCCCAGCGAGCCCCUUUUGUUUUUUCCAGAUUUUCUUAGCUUUUUCUUCCCUUGUUUUGCUUUUCCUUUUAUUUUCCAAUUAUCAAAUAUUAGUUAAUUAACCAUCUAAUGCUCAACUAAUCCAAAAAUUAACAUAAAAAUUAUGAUUAACAAAUAACUAGUAGAAUUAGGUUUUUAAUAAAAUAUUUUUUUUCAUCACUCAUAAUUUAAUUUAAUUAGUCUCUUAAUUUUCUUUUUUUCUUCUCACCAUUAAAAUAAUUAGUAUUAUUUAGGUUUUUAAUAAUUUUAAAUAUAAGUUUUAUUUAGAAUUUAAUUAAUCUAAUAAAUAACUUAAUAAUUAGUUUCAAAUUUAGGAUUUUUAGUGAGUAAUUUUAAUUUAAUUUACUAACAAAACCCCUUUUUAUUUUCCUCCGAUUUCUUCUCUCAUCUCGAAAUCCCUUGUAUGGCGCGUGUUUUGUUUAUUUUAUUAUUUAGCCAUUAGAAUGUAUAUAGGUCAAAAUGUAAAUAUGAUAGUAAAUCUCUUUACUUUCCCGCACCUUUAAUUUUCGUUUUUUAUUAUAUUGUGCUAGAUGUAUGCUUAAAUCAGGGUGUGUAUGGUAAGACUGAAUCAAACGUUAGCUAACUAAAAAUACAAGAUAAAUCUUAAUUGAAUACAACACACUUUGCACGCACUCACCCUUAGGGUACGCCCCUCUCGGUUGCCUCUUAGAAAUAAGGUUGUGUCUCUCGAAUGUAGAGGUACCUAUUAGCAAAAAUCCCUCGAUUAAAAAUCAUCGCAAAGAUCAUAAGUCCCUCGAUGACCCACGAUGUUGCCUACGAUGAUAUGAUCUAGUCCCUCAAAUGGUUGUCUAACGAAAGAUGAUUGUCCCUCCGAUAUUGCUAAAAGGUACCUCUACUUGUUGCCUUCAAACGACCUCGAUGACCCUUCGAUGACCCGCACGUCCAAUAUAACAAGGGUUUCCUACUUCUAUAUAGUAUGGAUAAUCCUGGGAAUCGUAAAAAGUAUAGAAAAGGACCAAGUAAUUAGGGUAGUUCUCUUAACCUGCCUAGCUCAAUAAAAAAAAUAUCUUUUCAAAAACUCUUUCAAAGACGAAGGCUACGCAUUUACGCUAAAGUCCUUACGUCCCUUAUGCUUCUUUUCAAAACAAACAAAAUAUGAGCUAAGCAAGUUAAGAGCCCGUAGAUAACUACGGAUGAAAAGGGUGCUUACACCUUCCCUUUUCAUAACUUACCCCCCGAGCCCGUUUCUUUUAAAAAGGGUCUUUUUCUGUACUUUUUACCCUUCCUAACAUUGGACAAAAUAAAAGUCGGUGGCGACUCAUGCUCACCGCAACAUUGUUGCAUAUAAAAACAAAAGUCAGUUCACCGAGUUACAGAAUUGGCGACUCUGCUGGGGAGUCUUUAAGAGGGGUUUACCUUAGGGCUUAGUUCAUCAUAAAUGUUUUUAAUUGUUUGUUUGUGUGCUUUAUUUUUAAGGGUUUGUUUGGGAUUGUUUCUGAGUGAAAGAUUCUAACCCGAAUCUCGAGAUACCUUAGGUAUGUGGCAAUAGACCAAGGAGACUGUACGACAUGUAUCGUUAUGGUUGACCUGGUGGCUUCCAUUAGUGCGACGCUUUGGUUUGUCCUGAUGGCCCUUGAAUAUGAUCGAGGAGACAUUUGGCUACCGCGUGGUGUCACAAGCACUAAUUCGCCCUUAGAACCUUAGUUGAACUUGACUUUGGCCUAUAGGAAGUAGCGAGAUAGCGGGCUUUGGAUUCCAGACUGAAGCCGGUUGAUACUCGAUGCUACACUCAUUGAGAUUGGACUCUAGGGAUGCUUUUGGCUGGCCGAUCGAGUGCCAUGUUGAGACAAUGCCCGCGAGAAAGAUCAGGGAUAUGAGCACCAUAGAACCCGGUUACUAUUCUAGGACAGGUUGAACCAACUUAACUUCAGUGGGGAGGGUACUUACCUACGAACUUCGAGCAAUCCUUUAAACCUAAGGACAUUUGUGUGACUUGUUUGUGUGUGCUACUAACCCUUCGAUUUCCAUGCAGGUUUUUGUAGUAAGACUUGCUCGUCCUUAUUAUCUUACGUUUUUCCUGAUACACUGCAUUCGCAUAACAUCAUGACAUCAUGAGCAUAGCAUGUUAACUAACCCUUUCAAGGAUCUUAGGGAUUCAGGGCGCACAAUUUCAGGUGCUCUUAUCAAGGACUGAAUUCCUGUCUAGGGGCAAGAGGAUUUAUUUUCCUCUAGCCACAUGUCUUCCAAUUCAAAGACACAAUACCUAUCAAGGGGCAAGAGGAUUUAUUUUCCUCUAGCCAUACGCCUUAAAAUUCAGAGGUAUCCUGAAUCAGAGGCUAUGACCCACUGGACAUGGUGAGCUUGAUUCUCGUAGAAAGACGUCCAAAAUGAAAAUUCUUCAGACGAAGAUGCAAUCAACUCUUUUUCUAAAGCUGCAAAUUAAAUUUCUUAAGGAUCCUUGAAAACAUUGCAUAUGCAUAUCAUAAACAUUGCAUAACAGGUUUCUAUGAACAUGAACAGGAUACUCAUCUUCUUGCUGUUUAUUUCAGCUAAGAAAAUGAAUCAUCUCGAGCAAUCAGUCAAGGACCUACAAGCACAGAACGCUGAAUUCCAAGCCCUGAUCCUGAAUUUGUCCAAGGGGAAGGAAGAGCUGAAGACACUCCUUACUAAGAAGGAGAAGAAGACCAAGAAGACUGUGGGUGUUCUCAAUAUGGGAAGAAGAUUUCAAGGCCCUCUCAGAAAGGUCAAAGAAAUCGAAGAGGAGACUGAACAAGAGGAAGGUGCUAGUGGCAAGACUGAUCAAACGAGCAACAACGGUUCUGGAAAGCAAGACGAGGAAGAGGAGGAUUACUAUGAUGACGAAGAGUAUCCGGAGGAUAAGUACAGACAGUUGGAGGAACGAAUGAAGGCUGUGGAAAUCCAGAAGAUAUCAGGACUAGACUUUGAGGAACUAGGGCUCAUCUCAGGAGUCGUGAUCCCUCCAAAGUUCAAAACUCCGACCUUUGCAAAGUAUGAUGGAGUCUCUUGUCCCAAAUUGCACCUAAAAUCAUAUGUGAGAAAGAUCCAACCUCACACCGCUGACAAAAUGCUGUGGAUCCACUUGUUCCAAGAGAGUUUGUCAGGAACUCAACUCGAAUGGUACUAUCAGCUGGAGGGUACCAAUAUCCGCACUUGGGAGGACUUGGCUGUUGCUUUCUAUACGCAAUACCAAUAUAAUGCUGAUCUCGCACCGACUCGUACACAACUGCAGAGUAUGUCCAUGGGUCCGAGAGAAAGUUUUAAGGAGUAUGCGCAGAAGUGGAGGGAUUUGGCCGGCAGAGUUCAACCUCCUCUGGCUGACAGAGAGCUAGUCGACAUGUUCAUGGGUACUUUGACUGGUCCAUUUUAUAGUUAUUUGCUGGGAAGCUCAUCAGCUGGAUUUACUGACUUGAUAUUAACUGGAGAACGCGUCGAAAGUGGCAUCUGAAACGGAAAGAUUCAAGUGGCUACAACUUCUAAUGUUACAAAGAAGCCAUACAACUGGAAGAAUGAAUCCAACACUGUAGGGGCAGUCUUGGGCUCAGGUCAAGCGCCAACGCAAAAACAAUGCAAUAAUCAACGCAAGCAGAACGCACCCAAAAGACAAUUCACCAAGAUCAACAUGACUUUGGCCGAAGUGUUACCACAGUUGCUGAAGGAAGGGCUGAUUGCAUUGAAGGAUCCUCCUCUGAAGCCUAAUACUUCAUCUCAUCAAUAUAAUCCCAAUGCAAGAUGUGCUUAUCACUCUGACAGCAUUGGACAUGACACAAAUGAUUGUUGGCCAUUGAAGAACAAAAUCCAAGACAUGAUUGAUGCUGGUGAAAUUGAGUUUGAUCCUCCUAAGACUCAUGUUCCCAAUCAUGACAAGACUGCUUGACCUCUAUAAGGAGGACUUUUAGAUCAUCAAUUUUUACUCGCAUUCGCAAUUUCUAUUCUGUUUGUUUAAACAUUUGAAUUAUGCUAGACAUUAUUUAUUUUAAAUAAUCAUCAUCAAUGCUUUGCUUGUGUUUGUCUUGAAUUAUUUCUUCUCUUAUUAAUACAAUAAAACUUUGUUUUACUUUGUUUCCCCUUAUGAUAUUCAAACUCUCGUUAAAAUUGUGAGCCUUUCGAGGGAGGAUGACGAAAACGAUACCGCAACCUCAUACAGUAUGCUUUUGAACAGACUGUGCUGACGAUGUACAGGCAUUGUUUCAAUUCCUAAACAGUGGAGAUAUAAGGAUGAUAAUCCCUCGUCAACCCCUUUGAGCCUAAGAAGUGGAAGUUUUAUUUCUCGUACAGAUUAAAACCUUGAUCAUAACCUGGGGCAGGGUAGUUACUCAGUUAACUCAAUUAUAUUAACUGUUGUUUACAUAAAUAAUGAUGGGUUCCCGCAACCAUUAAGUCAGGCAGUCAAUGUUGUACCCCAAAAUUUGCCCACACAUUUCAAAAAUUCAAAACUAUUUCAAAAAUUGGGUUUUAUAAAAAUCUUGGGUUCAUUUACACUGACAUCCUGAAUUUUAUAAAUAUUCGAUUUAAAGUCUAUUUUAAAAUAUAGUAGUUUACUCUUAAAUUGCUUAUAUUUUAGUAAAUAGAAAAAUACUAGCUGAUGCUUCAUACACUUUCAAUUGGUUUUUUAUUUCAAAUAAUUAACAUAGCACAAUUGGUAAGAAGGAAAGGCUUGCAUAUUAAAGGUCACGGGUAUGAAUCCCGCUGGGUGCAUUUUAUCAGUUUUUUUUAACUAUUUUUAAUCUUUUUUGCACCUAGACGAACCUGGACACAAGUACGUCCAUGUUCUCAAUCUUGGUCAUCAAGAAAGGUCCAUGGGCCUUUGGGUUGAAUCAUUUCCUUUUUAGGAGUGGUUUUAACCUAAUUCUAUUCUAUAAAUAGGGUACUCUCCACCCUCUCUUUUCAUCAACAACUUUUCUAACCCUGACUAACAAUUUUCUAACAACUCUCACAAUUUCAUUCACACAUUUUUCAAAACCCUUUAAACACUUUUACGUUUUUCACUAACAAUUACCAACAAUCAUCCACACUUUUACUGUCACAAACUGUUUCU